GGUAUUUGCGGAAGACCUUACGAGACUUCGGUUCCUCACAUGACAUGUCCCGGAUCUUACGUGCAAAAGACGUACUUAUAUAUAUGAAGGAGCCUCGUCUCAACCACAGAGGUUGGACAUAUCGCACCACAACACUCACCGUCGUACGAUCACAUACACUUCAAGUUCUCAAAUAACAACUAUUCCAUCAUGAUGCUCGCAGCCCGUCUUACGUCCCUAUCUAAACCAACCCGCUCCAAUAUCUCAUCUUUUACCCGAAAACUGUCCUCCCAUGAAGCUGUCAUUGUUGCUGCGUCGCGCACGCCUGUCGGAUCCCUAUAUGGAGCACUCAAGACUUUGACUGCACCCCAACUCGGCGCUGUUGCCCUCAAGCAUGCUUUUGAGCAGUCGAAAGUUGAUCCCGCAGUCGUCGAGGAAAUUUACUUCGGCAAUGUCGUUCAAGCUGGUGUCGGUCAAUCACCCGCACGUCAAGUAGCACUUGCUGCCGGCAUGAAAACUGCAUCUGACGCUACGACCAUCAACAAAGUUUGUGCUAGUGGUAUGAAGACAAUUAUGAUUGCUGCCCAAAGCAUAGAGUGUGGUUACAAGAACGUGAUUGCCGCUGGCGGUAUGGAGAGCAUGAGCAACGCUCCUUUCCUACUUCCCCGAACGAACCCAUUGUUCGGCAAAUUCGAGACCAAGGACUCUCUUGAGAAUGACGGUCUCUGGGAUGUCUACAGCAACUUCGCCAUGGGUAAUUGUGGUGAAAUCUCUGCAGAUAAGUACGACAUUAGCCGUGUCUCACUUGACAAGCACGCAAUCGACUCGUACAAACGCGCUGAUCGUGCGUGGAAAGAGGGCGUCUUCAAUGCUGAGAUAGCGCCCGUUACCAUCAAGGGCAAGAAGGGUGACAUCAUUAUUAAGGAAGAUGAAGAGUAUAAGAAAGUUAUUUUUGAGAAGGCGGACGGAUCACCGCUGCCAACUCUUCAAAUCUUAACUGAUGGUGCCUCUGCCCUGAUAUUAAUGUCUGCAGAGAAAGCAAAGGAGCUUGGCGUGAAACCUCUCGCCAAGGUCAUUUCAUAUGCGGAUGCGGGUGUUGAGCCCGUCGACUUCCCCAUGGCUCCUACUGUUGCUCUCCCGGAAGCACUAAAGAAAGCGAACUUAACUGUCGACGACAUUGCACGUUUCGAGAUUAAUGAGGCCUUCUCGGUUGUUGUCCGUAUCGCCGAAAAGCUCCUGCAAAUUGACCCUGCAAAAGUUAACGUUGAUGGUGGCGCUGUUGCUCUUGGCCAUGCGAUCGGAAGCUCGGGUUCUCGCAUCGUGGUAUCCCUGGUUCACGCCUUAAAGUCUGGGGAAUAUGGUGCAGCAGGCAUCUGCAACGGGGGUGGGGCAGCUUCAGCCAUCGUGAUUCAGAAACUAUAGUCGCUUUGCUUUACUUGUUCCAGAAUUAUCUUACGAACAUUCUUACCGUACACUCAUUAUACUCUAUUUUUCUCUCUCUAGAAACCAUCAAUCUCUAUGCGGCAUUCGUGAGAAGCUCCUGAAUAAAUUGGUCUCGCCGGCUUGCCGUGAGUGUGUU
Messenger RNA from Suillus bovinus, 1558 nucleotides. Its product is annotated as Thiolase, N-terminal domain-containing protein. Gene Ontology annotation, molecular function: acetyl-CoA C-acetyltransferase activity. The transcript is spliced from 7 exons. Gene Ontology annotation, biological process: fatty acid beta-oxidation. Lineage: Eukaryota; Fungi; Basidiomycota; Agaricomycetes; Boletales; Suillaceae. Bases 190 to 1401 code for a protein of 403 amino acids. The record is from RefSeq and is a predicted model, not a curated record.